Molecule: messenger RNA, 1494 nt
Organism: Corticium candelabrum
Lineage: Eukaryota; Metazoa; Porifera; Homoscleromorpha; Homosclerophorida; Plakinidae
Exons: 12
Coding region: 7-1494 (495 amino acids)
Molecular function (GO): calcium ion binding
Source: RefSeq, a predicted model, not a curated record
AACAGUAUGGCCGAAGACGCUGCUGCUGCAGACGACGAGCUAAAACGAGAAAGCCAGCCAAGAGAAAAUGUGGGUGAAACUGACGCAGUCGUGUCAAAGAAUGCAGAAGCAGAAGACUCAUCUCAGCAACAGCAAUCUGUAAUUGACACACAGGAAGAAGAGCAAAACGCCUCUCAGUUGCCAUCUAUUAAAGAAGCAAAAUCUGAUCCUACUGUGCUUAGUGAGGAGACUAAUGAGAAGCAAGGCACUAGUGGUGUGGAUGACCAGAAUCCCGCCAGCAAAGACAAACUUGCCACGCAAGCUUCUUCAAGCUCAAAACUACCAAGUACCAGGGAAAAGAGUCGGGGACAUGGCCAUGGACAUAGACAUGGACACAGAAGACGGUAUAGGAGGCGACCUGAAACAACAGGAAGUGAUGUUUUAGGAGCAAUUCCUAGAGUGAAAGGAAGUAGCGCAAGACAUGCCACUGGUGACUCUCAGGUGCACAGGUUUGAAGACCCUUUCGAAGAAAUAGCACAGCCAAUCUUCACAAAGGCUGAUGCGGAUAAUGAUGGGUUUCUAUCAACGGUAGAAUUCUGGAAGAUUUUUAGAUCUCAAAAGCUGAACUUAGCUUUGACUGAUGCUCAAAUGAAACAACUGGAGGAUGAAGCUGACCUUGAUAAGGAUGGUAAAAUAGGUUACGAGGAAUGCAUUCCUGUUUUGAGGAAAGUGCUAAUGACAGUCUAUCAGCUGCAAGACAAGUCUCCAUUUGAAUGGAUUGAAUUGGCGACAGAGUUUGGUACUUCGUUGUGGUUUAGCAAAGUUACUGGUCAGACAAGCUAUACACCUCCACAAGGAUAUAGCAGUGGUCAUGAAAUGGACCUUUUUGAACAAGUCAUCUAUGAGGUGUUUACGACGGCUGACUCUGGUCAGGUAGGCUACCUCAACAGAGAACAGUUGAUGCAACUUCUGCAGUCAGACUCUCUCGCACUCAAUCUGAGAGAUGAGGAAAUAUCUGCCAUUACGCAGGCACUACCUGGAUUUGCUGUGGGUCGCAUAACGUAUGAAGAGUUUGUACCAGUAGCAAAGCAGCUUAUUAUUUUGAGUUACCAAACCAAAGAUCCUUCUGCGAGUGAGUGGGUGCAGCUUAACAGUGCACAGUUUGGUCUGUUCUGGUUUAACAAACGAACAGGAGAGACUCGGGUUCAGCCUCCGCAGGAACUGGUAAUGUUGCAACAACAGUUACAUGAACAGAGAGAUGAAGAAAUUGCCUUUGUUCGUCAAACUAUGGAAGAACUUGAAGAUGUCAAAUAUGCUCUUGAAGAGGAACAGCUACGAAGCCAUAGCCUCGAGGAUGAACUGACACAGAUGGCCCAGCAGCUGGAUGAAACAGGGAGAGCAUUGGAUGAGGCUAAUGAGCAGAAAUCGCAAUUCAGUGCUCAGUUAACAGAGAACAGUAAAAUGCUAUCUGAUUUGAAUGCCACUGUGGAAGAUCUACAAACUAAAGGUAACUAA